UCAGCUGAUCGACAUCGACCCAAGCCUGAGAGGGGUUGGGUGUGUCACUUCGGAAAGCCAUCCCUACCCCUCUUGCUUGCCUUUUUCUGUUAUUUUGGGAGUGUUUUAAGUGCUUUUGUGACCUGCUGUGAGGACUGGACGACUGAUUCUAUCAAAUAGUCAAGAUGUCGUCGGUUAAGGUGGCAGUGAGGGUGCGGCCCUUCAACAACCGCGAGAUCUCACGCGAGUCCAAAUGCAUCAUUGAGAUGGCCGGCAACACCACCAGUAUUGUGAACCCCAAAGCCCCGCCCGGAAGUAAGGACGCCACCAAGAGCUUCAACUAUGACUACUCCUAUUGGUCACACAACCCUGCAGAUCCCAACUUUGCCACACAAUCUGAUGUUAUGCGGGACAUAGGCAUAGAAAUGUUAGACCAUGCAUUUGCAGGUUAUAAUGUGUGUAUCUUUGCAUACGGCCAGACUGGGGCUGGCAAGUCCUACACAAUGAUGGGCAAGCAGGAGGAAGGACAUGAGGGUAUUAUUCCUCUCAUUUGUAAAGACAUGUUCAAAAAGAUUGCAAAUUGUACAGAUGAUGAACUGCAGUACUCAGUAGAGGUGAGCUACAUGGAGAUCUACUGUGAACGUGUACGAGACUUACUCAACCCCAAGACGCAGAACCUCCGAGUCCGUGAGCACCCCCUUCUUGGACCCUAUGUAGAAGACUUAGCCAAGCUUGCCGUCACAACCUUCGAUGACAUCAACAAUCUCAUUGAUGAGGGCAACAAAGCAAGGACUGUUGCUGCCACUAACAUGAAUGAGACAUCUUCUCGCUCCCAUGCUGUAUUCACCAUGGUCUUAACACAGCGACGCAAUGACAGCACAACCAAACUCACAACAGAACGUGUUUCUAAGAUUUCCCUAGUAGAUCUGGCUGGUUCAGAGCGUGCAGAUUCCACUGGAGCCAAGGGGACGCGCCUCAAAGAGGGUGCCAACAUCAACAAAUCCCUGACAACACUCGGAAAAGUUAUCUCAGCUCUUGCAGAAGUCGUCGGUAAGACUUCAAAACCUAACAAGAAGAGGAAAGCAGAAUUUAUUCCUUACCGUGACUCUGUGCUAACAUGGCUGCUGCGAGAGAACCUAGGAGGCAACAGCAAAACAGCUAUGGUGGCUGCAAUAUCCCCAGCUGACAUCAAUUAUGAUGAAACCCUUUCAACUCUAAGGUAUGCAGAUCGGGAGUUAAAGGAGGAGAUUCAGCGUCUCCGUGAGCUGCUGAAACAAGAAGGCAUCGAGGUGCAGGAAGCGGGCACGGAGGGUGAAAAGGUCAUCUACAACAAUGAAAACCGCCCCGCUGACUUGGGGCCAUGCCAAGAGAUUACCAAGGUCAUGAAUAGCAACAAUGGCAAGGAAACUCCCCAGAUCACGUCACCUGUGUCUACUGUUGCUGAUAUGGCUGUGGACCAGUUGCAGGCCAAUGAGAAGCUUAUUGCAGAACUGAAUGAGACAUGGGAAGAGAAACUGAAACGUACAGAAAGCAUACGUCUUCAAAGAGAGGCUGUAUUUGCUGAAAUGGGUGUAGCACUGAAGGAAGAUGGAAACACUGUUGGCAUCUUCUCUCCAAAGAAGACCCCUCACUUGGUGAAUCUCAAUGAAGAUCCGUCAAUGUCAGAGUGUUUACUGUACUACAUUAAGGAUGGCUUCACCAAAGUUGGUUCUGCUGAAUCAAACAUUCCGCAGGAUAUACAGCUCUAUGGUGCUCACAUAAUGCCAGAACACUGUCAGUUUGAGAACAAUGAAGGUGUUGUGUUGAUACACCCUUGCCCUAAAGCGAUGUCAUAUGUCAACGGUCGUGAGGUAGUGGAGCCCACUGUUUUGAAAACAGGCUCUCGUGUCAUUCUUGGCAAAAAUCAUGUGUUUAGGUUCAAUCACCCAGAGCAAGCCCGUGAACGCCGAGAAACAAAAUCCCCAGCAGAGACACCAGGUUCAGGUGAGCCUGCAGAUUGGCAGUUUGCCCAGAUUGAGCUCUUGGAGAAGCAAGGCAUUGACCUAAAGGAGGAGAUGCAGAAACGACUGGUGGCUAUUGAAGAACAGUUCCAGCGUGAGAAGGAAGAGGCACAAAAAGAAUUUGACAAGGAGAGAAAGAACUACGAGGCCCGAAUCGAUGCCCUCCAGAAGCAAGUGGAGGAGCAGAGCAUGACCAUGUCCAUGUACUCAUCUUACACACCAGACGACUUCACCCACGAAGACGACAUCUUUGUAAACCCCUUGUUUGACGCAGAGUGCAACUGGACGGAACGGGAGUAUGCCUUGGCCUCUUGGGCCUUCCGCAAGUGGAAGUACCACCAGUUCACCUCCCUCCGAGACGAUCUAUGGGGCAACGCUAUUUUCCUCAAGGAAGCCAAUGCCAUCUCGGUUGAGCUCAAGAAGAAGGUUCAGUUUCAGUUCACCUUGUUAACUGACACACUGUACUCUCCACUGCCUCCUGACUUCCUUCCACUGCUCCGCCCAACUCCACGCACGAUUGUUGCAGUUGAGGUUCAAGACACAAAGAAUGGAGCCACACACUACUGGACACUAGAAAAAUUAAGACAUCGUUUGGAGUUGAUGCGUCAGAUCUACAACUCUGACGUGAGUCCAUGCUCUCUGUCACCCUCCCCACCACCGGAGCGACAAGGGGAAGAGGAGUUGCAAACCUGCAUUCCAGCGUGUAACCAGGCCAGACUCUCCCUGUCCCAGCUGCUGCCUGCCAGGCUCAUCAAUACCCGCAUACAACGGCUUGAAUUGAUGAGAGAGAUGUAUCACAAUGAAGCAGAACUUUCACCUACCUCACCAGACUACAACAUUGAAAACCUAACUGGAGGAGACCCAUUCUAUGACCGCUUCCCUUGGUUCAGGCUGGUGGGCAGGGGUUUCCUGUAUUUGAGUAACCUCCUGUACCCUGUGCCAUUGGUACAUCGUGUUGCUAUUGUUAAUGAACGAGGUGAUGUUAAGGGAUAUUUGAAGGUUGCUGUGCAGGCAGUUGUAGCUGAAGAAGAUGCUGUGGAAACGACACAACCAGCGGGCGUGCGGCAAAGUGCUCGCAUAUCUUUCAAUGACGGAUCAUUCAAGAGACCGCGAACAAAACGGGGAUCGCUCUCAGCUCAGGUACUUGAGAAAAAUACAGCUGCAGCUGCUGAAGAAGAACGUAUAGUUGAGGGUCAGGUUGCUCCGGGAGACACCAUAAAGAUCGAAGAUGAGGUGUGUGAAGUAGACAGUGGUAGAGGCGACAGCAGUGUCAGUUCUUGCGAAAGCUUAAAAGAUGAAGACCUUCCACCUCACUUGCGCAUUGGCCAAGAGUUUACUUUCCGUGUGACUGUGCUUCAGGCCUUUGAUGUGUCAACAGAGUAUGCAGACAUUUUCUGCCAGUUCAACUUUUUGCACCGCCAUGAUGAGGCCUUCUCUACAGAGCCCAUCAAGAACACUGGUAAAGGACCUCCACUUGGAUUUUAUCAUGUGCAGAAUAUUACUGUGACAGUAACACGAGCCUUCCUGGAAUACAUCAAAACCCAACCCAUUGUGUUUGAAGUCUUUGGCCAUUACCAACAGCACCCUCUCCAUCGAGAUGCUCGGCAAGAUGCCACGCAUUUCUUACCCCCUGGCCUGGUCCCUCCCGGCAGCUCCAGAGGCCCUCCGAAGAGGAUGCAGCCACCUGCCAUCCCCAUCAGCCAGCCUGUGCGCUCACCCAAGUUUGGCGUCGUGCAGAGCCCAUCUACCUCCCACGUGCAUGCGAGACAUGACCUCCUCGUGUGGUUCGAGAUCUGCGAGCUAGCACCGAAUGGAGAGUACGUCCCAGCAGUGGUAGAGCAUGGAGACGACCUUCCUUGUAGGGGACUUUUCCUCCUACAUCAGGGUAUCCAACGUCGCAUCCGAAUCACCAUUGUGCACGAAAACUCUCCAGACCUGAUCUGGCGAGAUGUUCGAGAAUUGGUUGUGGGUCGCAUACGCACAACCCCAGAGAGCGAGGAUGAUGACAAUGAUACCUCAGUAUUAUCUCUGGGUUUGUUCCCUGGAGAAUACCUAGAAUACCCUGGGGAGGAUCGCACUCUCUUCCGCUUUGAGGCUGCCUGGGAUUCAUCACUCCAUAAUUCCGUCUUGUUGAAUCGUGUUACACCACAUGGAGAGCAUGUCUACAUGACUAUAUCAGCAUACCUUGAGUUGGAAAACAAUGCCCAACCAGCCAUAAUCACAAAGGACCUGUGCAUGGUUGUAUAUGGUCGUGACUCUCGAACCAUCCCCCGGUCUCUGCGUCACUUAUUCAGUGGAUCCUAUAAGAAUGCUGAAGCAAACAGGAUCUGCGGAGUUUAUGAGACUGUGCUGAAGCGCGCAGCUGAAGCAGGUAGCCCAGGCUUACAGCGACGACAGCGACGGGUCCUGGACACAAGCUCCACGUAUGUCCGCGGCGAAGAGAACCUGCAUGGUUGGAGGCCACGCGGAGAUUCCCUUAUCUUUGAACACCAGUGGGAGCUUGAGAAGAUCACACGCUUGACUCAGGUGGAGCGCACACGACACUCCCUCCUCCUGCGGGAAAAACUUGGUCUCGGAAAAACUCCCAUCCCUUAUAGCCAUCACCAUGACUACACCAAGAGUGAAAAGGAGGUGGCUAAUCAAGCAGCCAAGGCCGGUUGCGAUGCGCGUGCUGUAUUGGCACGUUGUUCCUCCAGAGACUUGCCCUCAACAGACUCUGAAAACAUGAGCGAAGCAGAGAAGGAUACAGCAUCCAAAUUCAUUAGGCUCAUGCAGGGCCGAUCCGCACAGACACAUGCUAAGCAAGGAACUCCAGCACAGACACCUAAUGAUGAGCAAGAUGCCCUCACUACCUCGGUCACCUCUUCCUGCUCUUCCACAACCUCCACAGAACUGGCCUCUCCUGAGCGGCCUCGAGCACCAGUUCCAGACCUCCAUAUCUCCCUUGGGGGAUCAGCUGUUGUGCCCCCAGGCUCUCCCCUGGCCAGUCCUGGGGACUCACAGGGUUCAUCUCCCCUGGUGGAACGCCGACCAAUGCCACUCUUCGUGCCAGAAGUUGAGGAAAUCCGUAUAUCUCCUGUGGUCAGUCGGAAGGGCUAUCUUAAUGUCUUAGAUGACCGCACCAACAACUGGAUCAAAAGAUGGGUGGUGGUAAGGCGACCUUACGUCUUUAUCUUCCGAGAUGAGCGUGACCCAGUGGAGCGUGGCUUGAUCAAUCUUGCCACGGCUCAGAUUGAGUAUUCUGAGGACCAACAGGCCAUGGUGCGAGUGCGCAACUCCUUCAGUGUGGUGACAAAACAGCGAGGCUUCCUUCUGCAGACGCUCGGGGACAAAGAAGUGCAUGACUGGCUCUAUGCUAUCAAUCCACUCCUGGCUGGGCAGAUCAGAUCAAAGCUUGGUCGCCGCAGCCGUCACACGUCUGGAGGAAGCCACCCCAAUACACUCUCUGUACCUACAAAGUGAGACAUGGACAAUCCCAGGUAUAAGCAAAGCCUCAGCCACUGACUUCUUCAUCAGUCUCUGACCUCUUCAACAACCUAAUCUUUUCAUGAGCCUCCUGAUACAUUGGUCACAGUAUCAACCCUGCUGUUGGAAAUAUCAGUGUAUUAUCUGUUUGUGUAAAAAAAAUUAUUAUUAUUAUGAUAAUAAAGAGGGUAUUACAGCAUUUAUACAGAGCUCCAUAGACUGGAGUUAGUUCCUUCCUUGUAUAUUAUAGGGACAAUACAAUCUGGUUAUCAUGUUUCAUUAACAUUUAAGAGAUACAUAAUGAGGAGGUCCUCUCAUCAGACCCUCCCACCUGACUGGUCUUUUCUUCAGAAACUUUCCCUUAAAGUAUGUAGUAGGAGCCAAUGAAUGUCAUAAUUGCAUAUACAUUAUGAGAGGUAGAAUGUUUUCUGGAAUAGUGUGAAAUGAUCUGGUAACAGUUGCACGGUUCUGUUCUCUAGUCCCUAAGAUGACAAUACUUUAUAAAGAAUGAUUGAGCUUGCAGACACCAUUGCAUCCAACCAUUUACUCUUGCAGUGUCUGCUGUGUUCCUUCCAAAUGUUCAGCAUACCAGGGUGGACAGUUAUUUCACUAACCCAGUUGUAUGUCCCAUGUGCUUGCCUGUUGCUUCUUAUUGUACACGGGCUCUACCAGCAUCACCCUUAAUUGUGGUCAUUACUAAUUAUAGUAGACUCAUUAGCAUUGCAAGAUAUAUCAUGAAGUUUAAUAAUUUAAGGUGUGACAAACCUUAUUUUAUGUUACUUGUGUAUAUGUUCAUAAAAAAGGAAAAAAAAAUCACAAGUGGAGUGAAAUGCAGCUUACCAACAAAUAUAUGGGAGCCAAUAGUCCUGUUGCUCACUAGUGACAAUUUCUGAAGGGGACUGAAUCUGUGUGCUCAUCACUCUCAUGAGACCUGCUAUUUGCUGUAUAUUUUUGUCUUAUAGAGGUUUAUGUAUGACAUACUUUUCUUCCAUAUAGGAGUUUUUGUAUGUCAUAGACAGUUUCCUUUUAGGAGCUGCUGUAUGCCUUAUUCACCUUAAUGCUAGAGUUGCUCUGACAUACAGUUUCCCUGUAGGACUAUCUGUAAAAUGUAUACAUCUUAAAUGAUUUGCAUUACACUAUACCAAUCUUGUCAAAGUGAACCUAUGGUGUUUGCAUAUCCAUGAUAAGAGCAUAUGUUUCCUGAAUGUAUCUUCCUCUACUGAAUUCUUGUAACAAUGAUAAGCGUUACUUUAUUAUGAUGCAGAUGUGGUAGAAGAUUUACCGAGGGUAGUCCGCAAGCAAGACGGGAACUGAUAUAUCCCUCUUAAGAUGAUUCUCAUGUAUAUGUCAGAAUUUCAACCUCAAUAUAGUUUGAGAUAUUACACUGAAAAUAAAUACAUUCCAAGGAGGUAGACUUA
Messenger RNA from Penaeus monodon (black tiger shrimp), 6862 nucleotides. It is a transcript of the gene unc-104, whose product is annotated as kinesin-like protein unc-104. Gene Ontology annotation, molecular function: microtubule binding; ATP hydrolysis activity; ATP binding. The record is from RefSeq and is a predicted model, not a curated record. NCBI's taxonomy places the organism in Eukaryota, Metazoa, Arthropoda, Malacostraca, Decapoda, Penaeidae. Gene Ontology annotation, biological process: microtubule-based movement; vesicle-mediated transport; cytoskeleton-dependent intracellular transport. Gene Ontology annotation, cellular component: kinesin complex; microtubule.